CCCCAUUGGUGACCGAUGCGGGCAUGUAUUUGUUGAAAGGGGUGCUUACCGCCGGCGUGCACGUAUUGGGCGGGGUGCAGUCCGGCGUCCAGGCCGUGCACCACACUACCGGGCUACCUUGGUGGGCCACGAUUGCCGUGGCAACGAUCGGCGUGAAGAUUUCGCUGCUGCCCGUGGUGGUGUACCAGGCGGGGCAUAUGGACCGCAUGAGAGCGGCUUGGCCAGAGAUACAGAUCUUGAGGAGCUACCUCGCCACAUCCCUAGAAGAGGGUCUCGUGUCUCGACCGAUUUUCCUCGUCCAACCACCGCGCCUCUGUCACCACCGACGCUGCCAGAUACCCCAGCAGCGCGUGCUAGAACGAUGGCGAAAGUACAAGGUCUUCUUUUCGGGCGCUCGCGGGAUAUUAGGGCUGCACGGGACCCACUUACGGGGGAUGUUCGCGACACCGCUGGUCAACUUGCCGGUGUUCAUUACGUUCGUCUGGUCGAUCCGGGGGAUGCUGCGAGAUGGAACAGCGCCGGGCUUGGAUACAGGCGAGGCCGUUACUGUAGCGCCUGCGACGAAGCUGGGAGGAAUUCUCUGGUUUGUGGACCUGACGGUGCCGGAUUCAAGCCUCAUGCUACCAAUCAUUGGAACGCUGUGCACUUACACAAGCUUGGAGAUAGUCAAGAUGAAGGGCGCCACGGGAUGGAUAAAGCUUGAGCGACUAGCUGUAACCCCCUCACCCCGCCUCUUCACCCGUCGUCAUGAUCAGGGCGUGUUCAUGUACUGGAUACCUUCUUCACUAUUCCAGAUGGGUCAGACGUACACCAUGAAGAACAACAAGGUGCGCGAACUCCUCGGUUUGAAGCCGCUGGGUCUCCCGCCCAGGGAAGACGCCGGCGCCACGCCAGCACCAGCACCAGCAACAGCGCCAAUACCAGUACCACCAGCAGCACCGAAAGCCCUCGGAGGCUAGCACCGAAAGCCAUAUGAGGCUACAGGACGUCAGGAGCAGAGAUCGGGGUUCUCGGAAUGGAGC
Molecule: messenger RNA, 1022 nt
Organism: Ectocarpus sp. CCAP 1310/34
Lineage: Eukaryota; Phaeophyceae; Ectocarpales; Ectocarpaceae
Source: the annotation of a GenBank genome assembly